This is a messenger RNA of Pleurotus ostreatus (oyster mushroom), 321 nucleotides long. RefSeq lists its product as uncharacterized. The record is from RefSeq and is a predicted model, not a curated record. The transcript is spliced from 2 exons. Lineage: Eukaryota; Fungi; Basidiomycota; Agaricomycetes; Agaricales; Pleurotaceae. Bases 1 to 321 code for a protein of 106 amino acids.
AUGCCCUCGAUCCUCUCGAUUCCAACUCGCGGCACCCCUAUGCUGGGCACCCUCCUGCCUCGACCUCGAUUUGCAGGUUUACUUCGCGCCACUCGUCCUUUUGGCUCGGGCGCGUCCUCUGAUGAUCCCCUGAAGCAGACGAAGAAAGCGACGCAGGACGCGCGCAAGCACUCAACUAAUCCCGUCGACGCGGCAUCUCCUCAACUCAAGGAAAGGGCAUACACGGACGCUACGGGGAAUAAGGAGGGCGUUGGGAUGGUUGACCAGGUUGGGAGCCAGAGCGCUACUGCAAAUAAGAUGGGAGCAAGGCCGGCGAAGUGA